Molecule: messenger RNA, 1019 nt
Organism: Colletotrichum acutatum
Lineage: Eukaryota; Fungi; Ascomycota; Sordariomycetes; Glomerellales; Glomerellaceae
Product: DNA polymerase delta
Exons: 2
Coding region: 255-854 (199 amino acids)
Biological process (GO): DNA-templated DNA replication; DNA synthesis involved in DNA repair
Cellular component (GO): delta DNA polymerase complex
Molecular function (GO): DNA-directed DNA polymerase activity
Source: RefSeq, a predicted model, not a curated record
AAUUAAAGCCCCUGCCACCUUCCUACCUCUUUCGUCAUUCAUUACACCCCCAGCGCUGGUUCACGGAUGACAUUGCGACAACACCCAUUGGCGACACUAUCUGAAGCAUUCACCUUCGGUCAGUGAUAUAUCAGAUUCAUCAGAUUGACGUUAUCACUACUUCGAUUUUUCGUAACUCAAUCACUCAAACUUGGCGUUCUCAUAGCCACCCAUUUAGACCCCUGCCAGUCUACGCACUUGCGACAAUUCACACAAUGCCAACCACUAGGAGAUCAACAGGAGGAGGUCGCGCCAGGCCUGGCCCGGCACGAGGCCAAUCGACCAUCAGCUUCUCUAACAGAGUGUCGAAACCCGUACCCAAGGACACCAAGAAAACAGUGGCUCUUUCCGCGGCCAUUGACCGAUCGGACGUAGCAAAACCAAGCAACAAGGAGCACAAGGAUGUCGUCGACGAGAUCCAGAUCGAGGAGCCCGUGACGCCCGAGGUUGAGAAUGUUGAAGCCAAGGAAGAAGUCCCCGAAAAGUCAGAGGCCGAAGUGAGGGCCGAGAAGAUCAGCGACGCGCAGAUCAACAAGUAUUGGAAGUCGAUCGAGGCUCAGCGCAUUGCGCCUAGGGUGCACCAGGGUGAUGUGAGUCUGGCUGAGAGGGUUUUGCGAUACUUUGAUGUUAGCUCUCAAUACGGUCCCUGCAUCGGCCUCCAGCGCAUGAAGCGGUGGCAGCGCGCAGAGAGGCUAGGUCUCAACCCGCCUAUCGAGGUCCUUGCGGUACUCCUAAAGGAGGAGAAAAAGGGCAACGCUUCGGGGCGGGCUCACUUAGACGAGCUUAUGAACUCGACAGCGGUCGGAGCCUCAUAAUUGUGGAGGAUCUCAGCAAGCGUCUACAAAGGUGAAAAAGGUCAAAAGAGUUCACCCCCCCGGUGCUGAACUGGGGGCUACAUCUCUUGGUGCUCAUGCUGGGAAAUUUUUGGGUGCUCAUGCUGGGAUUCGAACUCGGUACUCGUAUGCGCUGAGCCUGUCGUC